Messenger RNA from Cyphomyrmex costatus, 1657 nucleotides. Its product is annotated as proline-rich extensin-like protein EPR1. The transcript is spliced from 5 exons. The record is from RefSeq and is a predicted model, not a curated record. The coding region runs from base 66 to 1577 and encodes 503 amino acids. Gene Ontology annotation, molecular function: chitin binding. Gene Ontology annotation, cellular component: extracellular region. Lineage: Eukaryota; Metazoa; Arthropoda; Insecta; Hymenoptera; Formicidae.
ACUGUCGUUGGUGAAGAACAGAAAGAGACAAAGAGAAGAAAAAUUAAAAGUUUAAUAGAAGGAAGAUGAGAGUGAGCGUGAUAUUGGUUUUUGUGGUCCUUGUCCUGGGACUCGUCGAUGCGGCUAGGAGGAGAGACAGACUUAGAACGACAACGACGGCAUCGCUCGUCGAUAGACAGCUCGCCUUCGCUGGACAAACCGAAGAACUAGAAAACUCAUGGAAUAACUUUGACAGCCACAAACUAAAUGUUCGUGCGGGAACCUGGAAAAAUGACACAGAAAAUAGAAUCGUUCUUAGCGCCAGACAGUACCCAGGACUUCCAAACAAUCCGGGUGACACAAAUGAAGUUCCGAAUCCCAUUUCACCACCGGUGCAACCGGCACCACCACCGUAUAAACCUCCGCCGGGCUGCCUAGGACCGAGAGGCCAGUACCCGAGCCCGAAAAGUUGCGCCAACUAUCUAAAUUGCUGGGAUGAUGUGGUGAUCGAGCAAACCUGUCCGGCCGGACUACUCUUCAAUGACGUCGCCGGUUACUGCGACUUCGCGUUCAACGUCAACUGCGGUGAUCGACAGCCCGCUACGCCGAAACCACCAUUGCCGGCGGGAUCGAAUCUGUGCCCGGAUCCGAACGGACGUUACAGAAGCUCGACCAACUGUUCAGAAUUCUACGUGUGUGCCGCUGGCAAACCUGUCAAAUUCUAUUGUCCUCUCGGUCUGGUCUACAGUGACAUACUUAAUGUUUGCGACUAUCAACGCAACGUGGACUGCAAAGGCACAGCUACGCCGAAACCAUUGAAGCCUACGCAACCGCCAACUCAAUCUCCGCAGCCGUCUUCUACCUAUGCUCCUACCAAGCCGCCCACUGCUUCUCCCAAGCCAUCUCCUCAACCCACUUACCAACCUCAACCACCGACUUAUCAACCUCAACCGCCGACUUACCAGCCUCAACCGCCAACUUACCAACCACAACCACCGACUUAUCAGCCUCAACUACCAAAUUACCAACCUCAACCGCCAGCUUAUCAGCCUCAACCACCAACUUAUCAGCCUCAACCACCAACCUAUUCUCCGCAACCUCCGACUUACGCGCCACAAUCAUCAACAUAUCCUCCUAAACCACCGAGUUAUCAACCUUAUCCACCACCGCCUCCUUCGUAUUCCGGAAAUCCUUGGCUGAAUCAACCCAAGUCUGAUUCUUGGCAUCCGCGAAAUCUAGCGAAACCUAAUGAAACUCAACUAGAGAGUGACAAAGAGAUACAGAAACAAGAAAUAUUAACUAAUAAUCCAGCAACAAGUGAUCAACCCGCACAUGAAGUGAUAGAAACUUCCAGUUUAACAAACCCGUGGACCCUACUCCAAACGAACCUACCAUCCGAACUAAAUAUAACUCCGUGUCAUGAUGGCGACGUAUACAAACUCAAUGACUUUUGUACUAAAGUGGUAGUUUGUAGGAGCAAUCAAUCUGAAGUGGUAGAAUGUCUACCAGGAUUCUCAUACGAUAAACCAUCGGACUCUUGUAUGCCAUUCAAUCUUGCAAUAUGUGAGCCCUCCAGUACACCUCCCACUUUGCAUUAGGAAUGCGCAUCGAAGAUAAAGAAACACAUUAAAGAAACGUUUAUUAAAUCAUCAUGUUAAUUAUUUCUCAUUUUCAUUAU